AAAUUUUAAGACUGUCUUAGAGCUGUCUUAACUUUCUAAGAUUGUCGCUAAGUUCAUUCAAAAUGGCCGCACUUGUUGCAUUUUUGAGGCGAGUUGGAAAUGAUCAGCGUGAUGCCCGUCCACUAAGACGUCUUCCCCGACCAAGAGUAUUUAGGGAUCGCUUAAACCCAUUCGAUAUGCGGACAUACGAGGAGCUCUAUGAAAGGUACCGUUUCCGCCGACCCACCAUUAUUUUUCUCUGUGGUAUAAUAGAAGACAUCGUCAUCCAUCCCACAAGAAGAUCGUUGGCCCUACCUCCAAUGGUACAGCUUUUAGUGUUUUUGAGGUUUGUUGCGACCGGUGCAUUCCAUCAACUUAUUGGAGAUUCAAUACACCUCUCCAAGUUAACGGCUGGGAGAUGCAUUAGAAGGGUUGCGUCAGCGUUAGUUAGCCUCGCUAAUCGUUAUAUUAUAUUCCCAACUGACCAAAACGCGACUAAUACCAAGAGAAAGUUCCACAACAUCGCAGGGUUUCCGGGUGUGUUGGGCUGUGUUGAUGGCACAUUUAUUCGAAUACAGACGCCAGUAGAAAGUGAACCGGACUACGUCAACCGGAAAGGAUAUCAUUCCUUAAAUGUUAUGAUGUCAUGCGACACCAAUUUUGUUAUAACCAACUGUGUGGCGAAAUGGCCAGGGUCUUGCCAUGAUUCCAGAGUCUUUAGAGAAAGUACUCUAUGUCGUCAGUUUGAGAAUGGUCAGCAUGAUGGCUUGCUGCUUGGUGACUCUGGAUACCCAUGCAAAACCUAUCUAAUGACUCCCUACAACAAUACCAAUGAUGUACGACACAAAGAGCGGUUCAACUCAGCACUGUGCCGUACACGAGUUGUAAUUGAGCAAACUUAUGGGAUUUUAAAGAGGAGGUUUCCAUGCCUGGCAGUUGGUCUGCUGACAAAACCGGAUAGAGCCUGUCAAUAUGUGGUGGCAUGUGUGGUUCUACAUAAUAUAGGAAUUUUGAGACAGGACAUUGUGACCAUUUCAGCUGAUGACCUACUCAUAGCUGGACCAGAUGUCCAAGAGAUUGAUCACGCCAACAACAACGGUUUCACAUACAGGGAUAUCAUUGCCAGACAAUGUUUUAAUCAAUGAACAAAUUAUGAUUGUAAUAUAUCAAUCAAGGUCAAAGGUCAAGGUCACCGGAGGUACAUAUGUACUAGUUAGUUGGUCAAAACAUCUUUUUAUCAUUUCCAAAGACUUCCUGUCUCUAUCUA
Ostrea edulis (European flat oyster) is the source of this 1246-nucleotide messenger RNA. Its product is annotated as putative nuclease HARBI1. The transcript is spliced from 5 exons. Bases 63 to 1124 code for a protein of 353 amino acids. The record is from RefSeq and is a predicted model, not a curated record. NCBI's taxonomy places the organism in Eukaryota, Metazoa, Mollusca, Bivalvia, Ostreida, Ostreidae.